AGCCCUGUACAAUAUAAACGCCAGCCCCCAGAACAAGUCAGGGGUCAGUGAGCGGGAAUCAGACAAGCAGACAUGGCUCGCACACCUGCCGUCCUCAGACUGGUCGGCUUCAUCUGCAUUCUCACCCCAGGUGCAUAUGUAAUGAAGGAUGCUGGCACUUGUCAAAAUGCGUUUGGCCUUGAUACCUACCUAAACUUUACCAGCGGCCUACAGUCAUUCAUCAACUGUACUAACCAGUUCAUCAAGGAGUUGGAGCCCGCGAAGCGCAGUGAACUCUACAGGCUGUUGCAGACUGCUGCUGACAACCUGAGGUCCAUCCAUAGAAAAGAUUGUCAGGGUGUCAUCCCCAGGAACUGCAGCUCACCCAUUGUUCCCACUGGCGGUGGCCUGGUAUGUCUCACCCUGAACAAGACCCGCUAUUGCAAGCCGAUGUGUAACAAGGGUUUUGACUUCCAGUUCCUUAGGUUGAGUCGACCGUAUGAGAGGUGUGGAGAAGCAACAGAAUAUAAAUGGACCACUCAGUACGUUGGAGGGAAUCAGCUGGCUGUCUGCACAGAACACCCUACAGCAGUAAGUGCACAACCAUCUCAUUACUUCCUUGAGCACUGUCGAGAUGCACUGUACAACUACAGCCAUGAGACUGACAUAACUUCAACCUUUGAAAGGGAACUCAAGGAAAAACUCCGAGGGAGAAUCAAGAGUAAAAACACCUGCUUAUUGUGUGGAGAUUAAUCCUCCCAUCCAACACUGCGGUGUGGGAAUCCAGGCAUUCUGUAUCAUAAUUACUCAGAAUCCACUGAAAACGGCAAAGAUCAAGAACAUGUCACAACCAUAUGUUAUAACGCUGAUUCAGCCUGUGUCAUGACUCAGAGCUUCACCAUAUUACAGUCCUGAGCUUCACCUUAUAUUACGACUCAGAGCUUCACAUUGUAUUACAUUCCUGAGCUUCACCUUGCAUUAUAUUCUUGAGCUUCACCUAAUGUUAUAGUCCUAAGCUUCGUCCUGUUUAGAAUACUGAACUUUCCCCUUUUCUCCUGUAUUAUAACAGUGUAAAUUGCCUUUCUCUGUAUUCUAUUGCUGAGACUUCUCCUGCAUUACAAUCUUGAGUUUUACCCUGUAUUCCAAUGCCUAGCUUCCUGCUGUAUUACAUUGCUGAGUCUCCUGUUGGAUUAUAAAAUUAAUAAAAGUGUGUCAAUGAAUUGACCAAUGCA
Molecule: messenger RNA, 1211 nt
Organism: Pristis pectinata (smalltooth sawfish)
Lineage: Eukaryota; Metazoa; Chordata; Chondrichthyes; Rhinopristiformes; Pristidae
Exons: 6
Coding region: 73-732 (219 amino acids)
Source: RefSeq, a predicted model, not a curated record